CUGCUCGGCGAGUUUGAGCUCUCCGGUAUCCCUCCGGCGCCCCGUGGUGUUCCUCAAACCGAGGUCACGUUCGACAUCGACGCGAACUGUAUCCUCAACGUCUCUGCCGAGCCGCUCGUGGCGUCCGUAGUAAGUCAAAGAACUUCCAACUCAGGCGGCGGAGGGUAGAACAAGAUGUAUGUAGAUAGAAAUUUCCGUCAUAUGGCAUCCUCUGAGUGGCUCUUGUGUUGUGGAUGAGGGUGACGUUGCGAUGAAUGGGCGCUUCGCAUCGCCGCGCGUCUAAGUACUAGCCUGAGUCUGCGUCCACAGGUCGAUGCUAAUACUUAGCGCCCUCUCUGUGAUGCUUGGCGACCUCGAUCUAUCCCGAUAGUUGGUCUCCACGCCGCUGAAGGCUUACUUGGCCGUCGCUUCUGUGGCCCUUCAAACACUCAUCAUGCGUAACGACGACACACCGUAUGCCUCCCGUAGGUUCCUAUAUAGGGAGGACUCUGCAGCAUGGCCCGCGGCAGGACAGGGAGAUAAAGUCGUUCGGUUUGAGCCGACGAACUCGCUGGCAUCCGAACAAACCGAGCCGGAGGCUCGCACUGUUCAACGCGGAGCAAACUACACUUUCGUGUCAAUCCUCCUCGCGAUCGUGUUCCUAGUUCUGGCCAUUCUCCUUCAGCUAUCGCUUCGAGCCGACAUCGACUUCUCCCAGCACAUCUUCCACGUUCUAUCAUUGCGCGGUCCUCAACGUCACGAUCCCGGCUCGCUGCUUACGCCGGCACUCAGGCAGGCUGUCGAAGACAUUGUCAUGGAGCGUAUAAAGGCACAUGUACAGGCAGGUAGAGGACAGCGCGAUUAUGCCCUCAAGGCAGCGGGCGGCCGCAUCGCCCCCGACCUCACGACCGGAUGCACGGGCAUGUUCAAUUGGGAGUGCGAUGCCCCCAAUGCUGCGAUCGAUGACGACAUGCGAGUUGGCAAGUGCUGGAACAUUCACUCAGUUCCUGCACAGCUCGCCAUCGUCCUCCCCGAGGUCAUCCUACCGUCGCAUGUCACGGUGGAACACAUAUCGAAGGAGAUUGCCCCUGACAUCCAUGUUGCCCCACGGAAUGUUACGCUCUGGGGGAUCAUCGAUGGGAAGUCCAACGUCGCGCGGUUCGAGCAACUGCUACGUACAGAUCCCAGCCUUCAGGUAGCUGCAGAUCGACGACCCCCUAUUGCCAAAAAUCAUCGCUACAUCCCUCUUUCAUCGUUCGCGUACGAUAUCCAUGCCGAAGAACCCAUGCAAACGUUUGCCGUCGCCGAAAGCAUUCACUCUGCCAACAUCACGUUUGCCGUAUUCAUCCUCGAGAUUACCGAUAAUUGGGGUGGUGCGUCGACGUGCCUGUACCGUGUCAGAAUUCACGGGACAUCGCCUUGAUAGACAAGCUUUGGUCGCGCGGCCGCACACGACUCGUGUUAGCAUCCGCCUGGCCACGGUGCACGAAUGACGACGGAUUUAGAGCAUUCUCAUAUCAGUCCCUGCUCCCGACGACGACGAGGAGGGAGAAUACAUUUAGCCACUGCCGGCCGACGGCGCACAUGCAAUCCUUGUCGUCUUGACGGUGAUAGCCCUCACUGGUUACAACACAAUGAUCCAUAGUACUACCGAGUACACUCAGUCUGUACCGGCUGUUUUGCGAUCAUCACCACCUUCAACUGCCCUCUUAAGACCUCUCUGCCGCCGUCGCCGUCCUCCGUCCAUCUUGUAUUACUCACACAGUUCCCGGCAAUAGACAGGAGUCAAUGAGGUCUUGAGGGUUUGACCGUUAAAUCGAAAUCAUGCCCAUACUGC
Rhodofomes roseus is the source of this 1816-nucleotide messenger RNA. RefSeq lists its product as uncharacterized. The record is from RefSeq and is a predicted model, not a curated record. Gene Ontology annotation, cellular component: nuclear envelope. NCBI's taxonomy places the organism in Eukaryota, Fungi, Basidiomycota, Agaricomycetes, Polyporales, Fomitopsidaceae. The transcript has 3 exons. Bases 434 to 1402 code for a protein of 322 amino acids. Gene Ontology annotation, molecular function: protein-membrane adaptor activity. Gene Ontology annotation, biological process: nuclear envelope organization.